Molecule: messenger RNA, 606 nt
Organism: Cicer arietinum (chickpea)
Lineage: Eukaryota; Viridiplantae; Streptophyta; Magnoliopsida; Fabales; Fabaceae
Product: pre-mRNA-splicing factor SPF27 homolog
Biological process (GO): mRNA processing
Cellular component (GO): precatalytic spliceosome; Prp19 complex; catalytic step 2 spliceosome
Source: RefSeq, a predicted model, not a curated record
CAUUUGUCUCACUUGUCCACUUAUACUCGCACACACACUCAUCUCACACACCAUAUAAAUAGAUCAAAACAUGUGGACAAGUAUAACUCCUGUUCUUUGCCUGCAUAGUUCACUUUUAGUAUGGCAUUGGUUAUAGCUGUGUUAUCUAUUUUCAGAAUGCAGAAAUUAGCUCAGGAACAAAAUGAAAAGAUUGAAAAAGUUAAUCGUGAAAGGAAAUAUCAUCAGCAAAAUACUGCAUAUGAGCUUAAUGCUUUGUCAAUGCAAUGGAAGGAGCUCUGUCAGAAAAAUAUAGGCAUCAGUGCUGCGUGUGCUUCUGUUGAAAUUUGCCUACAUGAACUGAGAAGAGAAGCUGCAGAAAGAGGCUGGAACUUGGAUGCUAUCACUGAAAAUGGCCAAUUAAAUCAUUCCGAGUCAUGAGAUUCUUAUGUGCUUACGUAGUUUUGUACCCGUAGUUCUGACUUUAAUUGCUAUUCUAUAUAUUAAAUAAUAUUUAGUUUAUUAUAUCAUGAAAGUGUUUCCCAUUUGCGCACCAAAGAUAAACUUGAAAGAAAAAAGUGACUUGGUUAUUUUGGUUUACUUAUAUACCAUUUAUAUAUAUAUUUUAUA